Spizellomyces punctatus DAOM BR117 is the source of this 1523-nucleotide messenger RNA. RefSeq lists its product as uncharacterized. Lineage: Eukaryota; Fungi; Chytridiomycota; Chytridiomycetes; Spizellomycetales; Spizellomycetaceae. The record is from RefSeq and is a predicted model, not a curated record. The transcript is spliced from 7 exons. The coding region runs from base 82 to 1350 and encodes 422 amino acids.
GCUCAAAUUGACACCUUUUGCUUUUUGAGCAAACUUGGACAACAUCACAGCCUUAUAGCAAAUUUGGGAUAUAUCGCAAUCAUGCCUCCAGCACGGCUACGGAAGGCUACCACCAUGGAGGUAGACGAUCUUAGUACCGCAAUGGCAAUAUGCUCUAUUGAACCAGGGCAUCUCGCGGGAAUGGCUACUGCAGCCGAGCCGAUUGACUUUGAAUCUGAUUCGGACGAUGACUCGUAUGUUCCUGACAGUAGAGACUCUGAAGAGGAUUCUUCUCUUGAGGAAGAUGAAGGUGACGAAGAGUACCGUGAUGGCGAUGAUUAUGACGAUCUCAUGGAGGAUGAUUGCAAACUUCUCCUCCAGGAAUCACAAAACAUGAAUACCGCAAGUUAUCACAUCGACGACGAUGACGACGAUGACAAUGUUUCAGAAUACUGUCCCAGCGACACUGAGGAAGAAAUUCGUCCUUGUCCUAAACCUUGGAAGAUCCGAGCACACAACGCGGUUGCCCAGCUGAGCCAGCUUUACAAUCUCCCGCCCACCACCCCACUUACUCACUGGAUCGCGCGCAUGAGAAAGUACAAUAGGCAUGAACACAGAUGGAUGGAUAAAGGCCCAGUAGUGCUUUACAUUCCCCCUGGACGCCCUGAUUGGCUGUGCGCGAACUAUCUCUACGGGAUGAAAAGUAUUGCACUGAAUAUGAAGAUUCCGGAGCAUUGGGCGCGCUAUCAGUCUUUCAGCGGCAAGUACGCACUCUUUUCAACUUGCGGCCACAAUGGGAUUUUCCGAUCCACGUGGAAAUAUCACCUUGUUCCCAUUACUUCCCUCAUUCCCAACCAGCUCCUGGAACGCUUUGCCGACGCCGAACCUGAUAGACACAUGGUUAUGCACUAUGUUCACAAAGUUGUUCCUGUCCAACAACGUACACCAACAACUGUAUUACUCCGGUUUGUCGAUGUUUCUGGUAGUAAAAGCGGCGAAGAUGUAUGCGCCGAUUUUCAAAGGAGGAUGCAUGAGAAUGUGGAAUGGGUUCGAAGAAUGGCUUUUGAAGAGAGGUACAACAGCUUUACUCUGCCGCAAAAUGUAUGGGGAGUGGAAAGGGUGUCCAUUUACGGAGCGUGUGCAGAGUUUGUUGAAAAGCUCGCACUCACCGGUCUUAAAUGGAACCCGGUAGAGGCACUCGAGCAAACAACUUGCACAUUCUGUAGUGCCACCCUUGCAUUUGAUAAUCCUUCCAUAGACCCCGUCAUCGCCCAUAAACAACACAAAGAUGCCAUGCGAUGCCGAUGUCCUUUUGUAUAUGCUCCCGGCGAGAUCCCUGCACCCACCCUCCCUGUGUACACUCUAAGAUGAAUUGGUAAUGCUAUGGCUGGUGAUUAUCAUGUGGAUAGAUGGGAUAUUGUGGAUAUCUUGUUAUUUUGUGGAUAUGCUCUUUCUUACGGGCAAGGGCACAGCGACAACACCGUUGUUCUCGCUUUGCGGCCAACAGGGCCAGGUAUUAUAAUACAGCUCUUAUGUACACACAC